AUGAGUGAAUCGCGAACCGAAUUGCUUGCUUGGCUAAACGACCUGCUGCAAAUAAGCUACACGAAAGUUGAACAAUGCGGAACAGGCGCAGCCUACUGUCAAAUCCUUGAUUCUAUAUUUGGAGAUGUGCAGAUGAACAAAGUCAAAUUUGUGGCCAAACAUGAAUACGAAUAUGUGGCUAAUUACAAGGUGUUGCAAACAGCUUUCGAUAAACAUAAGGUUGACAAGAUUAUUCCGGUUGAGCGCCUUGUUAAAUGUAAAUUUCAGGAUAAUCUUGAAUUUUUGCAGUGGGUAAAGAGAUAUUGGGAUACUUAUUAUCCCGGUGGGUCCUAUGAUGCGAAUGCAAGACGUGCUGGAGCUGUUGCCGGACCUGUAAAGACUGUUUCUGGUGGGGGCACCACUAAAACAAUGGCACCAAAACGAACUGCCGCUCCCUCAUCUGUCGGCCGUGUCGCACCCACAAACUUUGAUUCAUCUUCAAUGGUGAAUGAAUUAAAUAAACAAAAUGAUGAGCUUAAAGUUGCUUUAGAUGGUCUCGAAAAAGAGCGUGACUUUUACUUUGGGAAACUCAGGGAUAUUGAAAUCUUGGUUCAGCAACAAUUUGAUAAUGAACCCGAAAAUCAAUUGUUAAAAGAAAUUCAAUCCAUUCUUUACAGUACGGAACCGGGUUUUGAAGCUCCCCCUGAGGGUGCUGGCGAAGACUACGGAGAUGAAACCUUUUAA
Messenger RNA from Acaulospora morrowiae, 723 nucleotides. The record is from the annotation of a GenBank genome assembly. Lineage: Eukaryota; Fungi; Glomeromycota; Glomeromycetes; Diversisporales; Acaulosporaceae.